AUGGUCAAUUGGAACCCAUUUACCACCUGCGCGUUUGAUCCCUCGCUGGCCCCCGGCGGCUUCACAAACCAUGGCGCAUUCUACCCAGAACCACAAGGUCGUGGUACUGUAGGCCUGGUGUGGAGUUGUGUGAUCACUUUCGGCAUUUGUGUCUGGACCACAGUACAUCCGAAUAUCCUUCCGCUAGGCUCGACGUCAAAGACUCGGAGAGUGUAUAAGUUGAUAUUGAUGUUUUUGGCGGCGUUUGUUCCAGAGAUUAUCAUGAUGUGCUCCUAUUCCGAGUGGCGCAAGGCGGGAAAGAUCCACAGGAGUUGGUGCAAGAAGUUUAAUAUCAAGCCGGGCAGCAAACAGGAUCGGAUGGGAAUGCAGGGAGCAUUCUUUGUACUGAUGGGGGGGUUUACCGUCUGGGAAUUCGAGAUAGAUGAGGAUGAGAGCUUAGGAGGAGUGGGAGGAGGUAGUGGUGGCCGCACUUAUUACACAUCCACCUUGACAGCCCGGGGGUUCAAGCACUUUGUCGAAUCUGGGCAGAUCGCCGAAGACGCAUUCGACAAGAGGAACAUCAUUGAUAAAGGCAAAGCCAGUAACCUUGCCAAGAUGCUCGUGUUUGUCCAGACCACGUGGUUCGCCGUGCAGUGCAUCGCGCGCAAGGUCUCCUGUCUGCCACUCACCCUGAUAGAGCUUCAUGUCGCCAUCCAGGUCGCCUGCGCAGUCGUCUCAUCCCUCUUCUGGUGGUACAAACCACUCGACGUCGACCAGCCCAUCAAGAUCACCGUCGACAGAUACCAACAACUCGAAUGGCCGUCACCCGAGGCCGAGAGCAGCAAGUUCUCCAAAUACAAAGUCGUCACCGAGCGCACGCGAUGCGGCUUCCUCCGCACGCUGUGCCGCGCCCUCUAUGACCUCCUCUGCAACGGCAGCGGCCCCGGAAAGAACAUGGUCGUGAUGGGGCUCCUCAUCCUCUUCAACGGCGCCUGUCACCUCUUUGCAUGGAACAACUACUUCCCCAGCACCAUCGAAUGGUAUCUCUGGAUUGUCUCGGCUCUGGCCGUCUGUGGUGGGGCUCUGCUCUAUGCGGUCGUCCUUGGCAUGAGUUGCUACGAGAACCGCUUUAUAUGCGCGAUAUGGGAGCUGCGCUUCUACGGGAAGCGCAGGAGCCUCGAGGGCCAUCUGUGGACACGCCUCACAUGGGAGCGGGAGCAGAUCUGCGGCGGCAAGAUGGAGGACUCGCAUGAGGCACUGGGCUAUGAGAGUGCGGCGGAUACGCUUCCGUCCCAUAACUCCGUCCUGGAUAAUUACAGCAUGCUGGAGAAGACCACAAACUCAAAGUGGAAGUAUGUGAUGGAGCGCAUCCUGUUUGAUCUCUCGUGGCUGCUGGCGGCGGGGUACUUUUUGUGUAUUGGGUACUUGACGGUGGAGAGCUUUUUGAGCCUCAGGGACCUGCCGAAGGGGUCGUAUUUGACGCCGGGGUGGAUCGAUUAUUGGCCGCAUUAG
This is a messenger RNA of Morchella sextelata, 1491 nucleotides long. RefSeq lists its product as uncharacterized. Lineage: Eukaryota; Fungi; Ascomycota; Pezizomycetes; Pezizales; Morchellaceae. The record is from RefSeq and is a predicted model, not a curated record. The coding region runs from base 1 to 1491 and encodes 496 amino acids. The transcript has a single exon.